AGCUCCGUGGGUGCUACGACUCAUCUAGCUUUCUUAGUAGUAUCACCAAAUGUCCACCGUCUCUACUCAACUCAGGCGAACGACGAUCCAACUCCUAAGUAUUACAGAGGAACCCAUCUGGAUUUGGGUCUUAUCGAAGCUUUGACUUUCCCGAUCUGCAUAUGCUGCUGAAGCAGUUCUGACCGUCAGCCUUCUAGAGUCGCACAUCGCCCUAGGCCAUGCUCUUCGCGAGAUCCAACACUCGAAGAAGCAAUGACCAUGGGGCGCUUCUGCAAAUCCUUUCUGACUGUGCUGGCCUUGGGUACCAAGAGUCUCAGCCAAUACGCGAUCUGUGGAAUUUUGUACGACUCUGUUCGUGGCAAUUCUGAGACCGAAGGGAUGGAAAGAGCCAUUGUUUCAGCCCUGACGGCGGCCCCCCAGCAGGGGCUGUGAGCGAGUCUCCUGCAUUUCUGACAUUCCAAUCAUGUCAGGGAGAAAAAGAUCGAUGAUUGCCGCGCUGUCAAAAAGCACCAGCACCGACUGGCGGGUUAGAUGAAGAUAGUACGUACAACUCUUAUUUUCCCUGCUUGUGACGGUUGGCGCCGCCGGGCAUGCACGUGGUGUAAGACAUGAACAUGCCUUCCAUCGUCUUCCUCGCCCAGCGAUAACCGGGCUGGGUCUUGCUGGAGUCUGAGUGUCGAGCAGGCCCCCCCUCCCAUCCUUCGUUAGUAGGCUAAGAAAUUAGCCCAGGACUAACGGAAUGGAGCACGUUCUCGAAAGGACCUGAGGUCAAUAGUGUCCGCCACUAGCUUAUGAAUGGAAGAGGAUUGGUCUUGAAGGCAGCAACUAGAAUUUCCCAAGAUGCAGUGCUACCAGCAUAUUAGCA
Messenger RNA from Aspergillus eucalypticola CBS 122712, 865 nucleotides. RefSeq lists its product as uncharacterized. The coding region runs from base 253 to 432 and encodes 59 amino acids. The record is from RefSeq and is a predicted model, not a curated record. Lineage: Eukaryota; Fungi; Ascomycota; Eurotiomycetes; Eurotiales; Aspergillaceae. The transcript has a single exon.